Molecule: messenger RNA, 9854 nt
Organism: Ictidomys tridecemlineatus (thirteen-lined ground squirrel)
Lineage: Eukaryota; Metazoa; Chordata; Mammalia; Rodentia; Sciuridae
Source: RefSeq, a predicted model, not a curated record
AUGACCGGGCGCGGCGAGCAGCUGCGCCUCCGGGCCGACCUCGAGCUGCCCCGGGACGCGUUCACGCUGCAAGUGUGGCUGCAAGCGGAGGGGGGCCAGAGGUCCCCGGCGGUGAUCACAGGGCUGUAUGACAAAUGCUCUUACACCUCACGAGACCGAGGAUGGGUCGUGGGCAUUCACACUGUCAGUGAUCAAGGCAACAGAGACCCACGCUACUUUUUCUCCUUGAAGACAGACCGGGCCCGGCAAGUGACCACCAUCAAUGCCCACCGCAGCUACCUCCCAGGCCAGUGGGUAUACUUAGCUGCCACCUAUGACGGUCGGCUGAUGAAGCUCUAUGUGAACGGUGCCCAGGUGGCAACCUCUGGGCAGCAAGUGGGUGGCAUAUUCAGCCCGCUGACCCAGAAGUGUAAAGUGCUCAUGUUGGGAGGCAGUGCUCUGAACCACAACUUCCGGGGCUACAUUGAGCACUUCAGUCUAUGGAAGGUGGCCAGGACUCAGCAGGAGAUACUGUCCGACAUGGAAACUCAUGGCCUCCACACCCCUCUACCUCAGCUCCUCCUCCAGGAGAACUGGGACAAUGUGAAGCGCACUUGGUCCCCCAUGAAGGACAGUCACAGCCCCCGAGUGGAACUCAGCAGUGCUCAUGGCUUCCUGCUGGAUACGAGUUUGGAGCCCCCUCUGUGCGGGCAGACGCUAUGUGACAACACAGAGGUCAUCGCCAGCUACAACCAGCUCCCGACUUUCCGCAGGCCCAAGGUGGUGCGCUACCGCGUGGUCAACCUGUAUGAUGAUGACCAUAAGAACCCCAUGGUGAGCCGCCAGCAGGUGGACUUCCAGCACCAGCAGCUGGCCGAGGCCUUCAAACACUACAACAUCUCCUGGGAGUUGGAGGUGCUGGAGGUGAACAAGUCCUCUCUGCGCCAGCGCCUCAUCUUGGCCAACUGUGACAUCAGCAAGAUCGGGGAUGAGAACUGUGACCCCGAGUGCAACCACUCGCUGACUGGCCAUGACGGUGGGGACUGCCGCCACCUGCGCCACCCUGCCUUCAUGAAGAAGCAGCAGAAUGGUGUGUGUGACAUGGACUGCAACUAUGAACGGUUCAACUUUGAUGGCGGGGAGUGCUGUGACCCCGAAAUCACUGAUGUCACCAAGACGUGCUUUGAUCCUGACUCUCCACACAGAGCCUACUUGGAUGUUAAUGAGCUGAAGAAUAUUCUUCGAUUGGAUGGAUCAACACACCUCAAUAUUUUCUUUGCAAACUCUUCAGAGGAGGAGUUGGCAGGAGUAGCAACGUGGCCAUGGGAUAAGGAGGCCCUCAUGCACUUAGGUGGCAUUGUCUUGAACCCUUCUUUCUACGGCAUCCCUGGGCACACCCACACCAUGAUCCACGAGAUCGGGCACAGCCUGGGCCUCUAUCACAUCUUCCGGGGCAUCUCAGAGAUCCAGUCCUGCAGCGACCCCUGCAUGGAGACAGAGCCCUCUUUUGAGACCGGAGACCUCUGCAAUGACACCAACCCAGCCCCCAAACACAAGUUUUGUGGCGACCCAGGACCAGGAAAUGACACCUGUGGCUUUCAUAGCUUUUUCAACACUCCUUUCAACAACUUCAUGAGCUAUGCAGAUGACGACUGUACAGACUCCUUCACGCCCAAUCAAGUCGCCAGAAUGCACUGUUACCUGGACUUGGUGUACCAGAGCUGGCAGCCCUCCAGAAAGCCGGCGCCCGUCGCUCUCGCGCCCCAGGUCGUGGGACACACCAUGGACUCCGUGACGCUGGAGUGGUUCCCGCCCAUCGAUGGCCACUUCUUUGAAAGAGAAUUGGGAUCAGCAUGUGACCUUUGCCUGGAAGGGAGGAUCCUGGUGCAGUAUGCCUUCAACGCCUCCUCUCCAAUGCCCUGUGGCCCAUCAGGACACUGGAGCCCUCGGGAAGCUGAAGGUCAUCCAGAUGUGGAACAGCCCUGUAAGUCCAGCGUCCGCACCUGGAGCCCAAAUUCAGCUGUCAACCCACACACAGUCCCUCCAGCCUGCCCUGAGCCACAAGGCUGCUACCUCGAGCUGGAAUUCCGGUACCCCGUAGUCCCCGAGUCUCUGGCUAUCUGGGUGACCUUUGUCUCCACUGACUGGGACUCUAGUGGAGCUGUCAAUGACAUCAAACUGUUGACUGUCAGUGGAGCAAACAUCUCCCUGGGCCCUCAGAAUGUUUUCUGUGACAUUCCACUGACCAUCAGACUCCAGGAUGUGGGCGAGGAGGUGUAUGGCAUCCAGAUCUACACAUUGGAUGAACAUCUGGAGAUCGAUGCUGCCAUGUUGACCUCUGUUGCAGACAGCCCACUCUGCCUGGAGUGUAAGCCUCUGCAGUAUAAAGUGGUCCGAGACCCUCCUCUCCAGGAUGACGUGGCAUCUCUCCUACACCUCAGUAGAAGAUUCAAAGACAUGGAUUUUAAUGUUGGCUCUCCUGCGUCUUGGUGGGUUGGUGUUGUGUCNGGAACUGAAGAAAGUGAGCCAUCACCUGCUGCCAUAUACAUCCAUGGGAGUGGAUACUGUGGUGAUGGCAUUAUCCAGAAAGACCAAGGUGAAGAAUGUGACGAUAUGAAUAAGAUCAAUGGUGAUGGCUGCUCCCUGUUCUGCCAGCAAGAAAUCUCCUUCAAUUGCAUUGAUGAACCCAGCCGGUGCUAUUUCCAUGAUGGGGACGGGGUGUGUGAAGAGUUUGAACAAAAGACUAGCAUUAAAGACUGUGGCGUCUACACACCUCAGGGGUUCCUGGAUCAGUGGGCAUCCAAUGCUUCAGUGUCUCAUCAGGACCAACAGUGCCCAGGCUGGGUUGUCAUCGGACAGCCAGCAGCAUCCCAGGUGUGUCGAACCAAAGUCAUCGAUCUCAGUGAGGGAAUCUCCCAGCAUGCCUGGUACCCUUGCACCAUCAGCUAUCCUUACUCCCAGCUGGCUCAGACCACUUUCUGGUUGCAGGCGUAUUACUCUCAGCCAAUGGUCGCUGCAGCUGUCAUUGUCCACCUGGUGACCGAUGGGACAUAUUAUGGGGACCAAAAACAAGAGACCAUCAGCGUGCAGCUGCUUGAUACCAAAGAUCAGAGCCACGAUCUAGGCCUCCAUGUCCUGAGCUGCAGGAACAAUCCCCUGAUUAUCCCUGUGGUCCAUGACCUCAGCCAGCCCUUCUACCACAGCCAGGCUGUACGUGUGAGCUUCAGUUCGCCCCUGGUCGCCAUCUCGGGGGUGGCCCUCCGCUCCUUCGACAACUUUGACCCCGUCACCCUGAGCAGCUGCCAGAGAGGGGAGACCUACAGCCCUGCGGAGCAGAGCUGUGUGCACUUCGCCUGUGAGGCCACCGACUGCCCAGAGCUGGCCAUGGAGAAUGCUUUUCUCAAUUGCUCCAGCAGCGACCGCUACCAUGGCGCCCAGUGCACUGUGAGCUGCCGGACAGGCUACGUGCUCCAGAUACAGCGGGAUGAUGAACUGAUCAAGAGCCAGGUGGGACCCAGCGUCACGGUGACCUGCACAGAGGGCAAGUGGAGCAAGCAGGUGGUGUGUGAGCCCGUGGACUGCGGCGCCCCAGACCACCACCACGUCUAUGCCGCUUCCUUCUCCUGUCCUGAGGGCACCACCUUUGGCAGCAGAUGCUCCUUUCAGUGCCGUCACCCUGCUCAGCUGAAAGGCAACAACAGCUUCCUGACCUGUAUGGAGGAUGGGCUGUGGUCCUUCCCAGAGGCCCUGUGUGAGCUCAUGUGCCUGGCUCCACCCCCGGUGCCCAACGCAGACCUCCAGACGGCCCGGUGCCGAGAGAACAAGCACAAAGUGGGCUCCUUCUGCAAGUACAAGUGUAAACCAGGAUACCACGUGCCCGGCUCCUCUCGGAAGUCAAAGAAACGGGCCUUCAAGACUCAGUGUACCCAGGAUGGCAGCUGGCAGGAGAGCGCUUGUGUUCCUGUGACCUGUGACCCGCCUCCACCCAAAUUCCACGGGCUUUACCAGUGCACCAAUGGCUUCCAGUUCAACAGCGAGUGUAGGAUCAAGUGCGAAGACAGUGAUGCCUCCCAGGGACGCGGGAGUAACAUCAUCCACUGCCGGAAAGAUGGCACCUGGAGUGGUUCCUUCCAUGUCUGCCAGGAGAUGCAAGGCCAGUGCUCAGCCCCGACCCAGCUCAACAGCAACCUCAAACUGCAGUGCCCCGACGGCUACGCCAUAGGGUCAGAGUGUGCCACCUCGUGCCUGGACCACAACAGCGAGUCCAUCAUCCUGCCCACGAACGUGACUGUGCGUGACAUCCCCCACUGGCUGAACCCCACACGAGUGGAGAGAGUUGUCUGCACUGCUGGUCUCAAGUGGUAUCCUCAUCCUGCUCUGAUUCACUGUGUCAAAGGCUGUGAGCCCUUCAUGGGAGACAAUUACUGUGAUGCCAUCAACAACCGAGCCUUCUGCAACUAUGAUGGUGGGGAUUGCUGCACCUCCACGGUGAAGACCAAAAAGGUCACCCCUUUCCCUAUGUCCUGUGACCUACAAGGUGACUGUGCUUGUCGGGACCCUGAGGCCCAAGAACACAGCCGGAAAGAUCUUCGGGGAUACAGUCACGGCUAAGGAAGGACAAGAGUUUUCAAAGAAUUCCCAACGCCAAGACCUACAUCCCUUUGGUAUUGAUUUCACAGUCCGCUGCUCAAUGGAAUGGCCUCUCCACACCAGGGAUCCUUAGCACCCAACCGGUCUGCCUUUAAUUUCACCCAGGAAGGACUCAGAGUGGGGCAAAUGAACCAAGUCUCGCCAUGUUGAAUGAUGGAAUGGAAUCCCAUCCCAAAAUCUGAGAUGGAUGGCAUAUGCAGUGUGCAGUCCCAGAGCCUCCUAAAAUUCUAACCAUUUGUCAUAUGACCACAGCAAAAAACAUGUUCUGUAUCUAGGAGUAUGCAUAUCUGUGGUUAGAACACAUGCAUGCAUACACACCCAUACAAACAUCUGUGUGAGGACAGCUCUGGAGACUGAGCAGAAAGAGACUGGAACAAACUCAAUCUUUCCUUUCCCAAGCUCCUAGCCAACACUAUCCUUGGGAGAAAGAGAGUUACAGAAACUGCUAAGACCAAGUACUGAGAUGCCAAGAUUGCUCACAUCCCAGGGCUCAGAAUAUGUACGGCAUGCACAAUUGUGCAGUCCUUUGGGAUUAGAAGUGAAAUGAUCCGUGAUCACCCACCUUCUAGGGAACUAGGGCCUAGGAAAAGGUAAAGAUUCCAAGGUAUGCAAAGCCCCCCACCCAAUUAUUCUGCUGCCAUGGGGAUUUUACCCCAACUCAAGGGUUCAAGGCCAAGCUGGAAAUGGCUUAGGACUGCAAAGUCAAGGUAUUAUACCAUCCCCCUGCUUGAGGCUUGAGGUCAUAAGAUCCCUCCACAUCCCACCAGUUUCCCAGAUCUUGCCUUGGGACCACAUUUGCUGCUACUUUUCCUGCUGCUCUAUCUUAUACAUUAAGUACCCCAAGAUGGUAGAACUAGGUUAGGAAAAACCCCACACAACCAAGCAGUCUGCCUUAAAAAUGACCCAUAUUUCCCACAGUUCCUCACUUAGCCCUUCUACAAAAGAAAAAAAAAACCCUCAUGGGCCCACAUGGUGAGAAGUUAAGAACCCGAUGGGUGAGUCUCUUAUCCUGGAAGGGAAUUGAGGGACCUCAAAUGCUGGAGCCCUUCCUGAGAGUCCAGAACGUCUAAGCCAGUGUUAGAUUUUGUAAUCAAGUGGAACAGUGUUAAGCUUCUGGGAUGUCGGAGCCUUCCAGAGACUAGGAAUUGACAGGACUGAUGGAUUCUUAUGUGUCUCCUGGUCUUCCUAGCCCUCCAGGCCCGAGUCGGCAUUGAUUCUGAGACCCUGACUCUUGUUCUGAGUAGUUAGAAUUCUGGAACAGAGAAUCCCCUUGGAUGUGAUCAGUGGGGCUGAGUUCUACAGGGAAAACAGAGGGAAGCCCAAAAGAUCACAGCCUUGGUAACCAAUACGGUCAUCAGGUUUUCCAUAUAAUUUUCCAGCCACCAGGACUCCUUUCCACACCUGUGAAUGGACAACCCCUCCCUCUCUUCCAUGUUCAGCUUCCAAAAGUCAAGAGGAAAUCAGCCAAUGGAACAUGGAAGUCUCCACCUCCAUUAGGGCCUCUUUACCUCUUUCUAGUCAGUUGCCUGUCCGUGCCCUUUGAAUUAAUAUGGGAAGACAUUCAUUAUUACAGGAUGAAAUGGAGACAGUUGUUAAACCUGACAUAUUUUUUGAAACCUGGAGCUGGGACGUAAGGAGAUGGGAGGGUUUAAACUAAUUAUAUCCAUAGAGAUUACUGUAAAUCAAGUGAUCUCCAGUCUAGUGAAGACAACCAACAAAAGCAAAGUCUAGGACAGAAAUGGAAAACGCCAGGCACAUGUGCAGCCCCUCCUAAUUCCUGCUUCCAAGGCAGGCUUUAUUAAUCCAUCAUGUCCCCUUUUCCUAUUGGGACCAAAAAUAACUUCAGAAAUAAUCUUAUUACUCCCAACAGCCAUUACCUGUUGAUUAAGAACACUUGAAAAGGCAUCUAUUGGCCAUCUGUAGUCUGUUAUAUUAAGAAACAUAUCUGGUGCCUUUUGCACAGGUGCCCACAGAUGCAGUGUUGAGUUUAUUACAAACUCUGAGAUUAAGUUCCAGAAUGGGGAGGCUACCACCACUGUGCAGGCCAGGCUCAAAUCCUUUAUAUUUCCUCCUUUAAAAACAUAUCACAUUUAUAUUGAGGGAUUUUUUAAAUUACCAGUGCCGAUCCUUAGCAAAAAAAAAAAAAUGGUAAUAAUAAUAAUAAGAAGAAGAGUGCUAGAAGAAUUGACCUUACUUUCUAACCUUCUUCAUAUUGUAGAACUCUUGAGAACUCUUAGGGCCCCUCUCUUGCCCUAGCUGAGUUAGCAAACUGAAGUGUUAGUUUAGAAGGUGCGAGCUAAGAAAGGUAAUAGGGCCAGACCUUUCAGAGACUAAAUUAUACCCAUAAAUAAUAGAAAAAGCUCUGAAACCCAAAACUGGCAUUACUAAUGAUAGGAUUGCAGGAACCGUGGAGAAAUCUCACCAACUCCCCUUAUGUCAAUCCUAAUACCAUGUCCGCCUUCAUUCUCAUCGUCCUCUAUCCUAUCCCUAUAUUCUCCACCUGAGCAAAGAUUCCCAGAGGCUGGCUUUCAUCUUCAGAUCCUCAUAUUCCAUGGAGUCCUCUGGGUAAAGACCCACCCAGACUCUUCCUCACUGUCAUUCAAACUUGUUAUUUGUAGAGGAUAUUAGGCAGAAGAGGCUGCUUGAUUGGUGGCCAGCCCCGGGCUCACAAACAAUGUGUAAUUAAUAGACUUUUCUCUAGACUUACUGGAAGCAUCAGUUCUAUCCAUGCAAUGCAAUGCACUGAUGCCCAGUUCCAUUUUCUCCUUGGGAAUAAACUCCUUGUCACCUCCCUUCAGUUAUCUGCUUGGGACAAUGGAGUACUCAAGAGGAGGUGUCUCUGAAGCACUGCUAUAUAUCCACAGUCCAGGGGCCCUAAGAUGCUUAGGAGCUCUGCAUCUGAAGAAGUAUUAGCCUGUUAGCAGCAAGAAAGAAAAGAAGAGGGGGACAAUUCUCUAAGCCUGUCCUGGGAAGUCUUUCUAAACCACAACCUUAACUGUCUGUUCAGAGGAUUUGCAUUACCCCCAAAUUCUGUGCCAACGAUCUUGCAGGCAAUCCAGUCCUUGGUCAGUCAGUUUGGGUUGGCAAAUGGGGUGUAAAGGAAGAGAGAGACUAAGAUCAAUAGCAGGCCUUUGGAGAUGGAGGGUAUCAGCUGCUACUUUUGGCUUCGGCACAUUGGGUCACUGCCUAGAUAAUUCUCUUGGUCUUAUUCCCAUCUUGGCCAAUGGUUAAAUGCUAUUUGUUGAAAAUAAUUCUUUGAGACAGAUUUCAGCUACCUCCCUUCCAGGUUUGAUUUAACUUGGUUGUAACUGUCAAUUUGUUAUAGGUCUUACCUGUGUUUAAAAAGAAAAAAAAAAAAAGAAAGUGAGUAAGAGAAAGAAAGAAAGGGUGAAAAGGAAGGAAGGAAACCAUAAAGUCAACAGUUUUGAGGUUUUGUGUUUUUUGUUUUGUUUUGUUUUCUCUGGAGCUACUUCAAGUGAGAAAAUAUAUAGAAGGAAUUGAUGGCGACAGAGCUGUACAGAUAGAAAUAAAUAGAGAACAAUUACAUUAAAAGGAAAUAAAAAUGCAUGAUUCACAACUAAGAAUAAAACCCUAUUUUUAUGUUUCCUAAAGAAAAUUGUUUAUUCUACAGACCAAGUAGUUAGACCCAGCAUAAAGAUUUCCGUAGAAAACAGAGAGUGGGGUUUUAUAACACUGUUAUUUUCUGUACAUUGUGGUAGGUCCAGUUAAUAUGGCAUUUCCCCCUUGGUGGUGUUGUUGUUGUUGGGGGGUGCUUCUUGCAGUUGUUGGGUGCAGUUGGGAUAGCAGGGCAUGGGGAGGGCUUUUAUUGAUUUUACCCAAUGUUAAGGAGAGGUACCACGUUGCUCUGCUUUUCCUGCUAUGAGGUGUUUACAUCCACCAGUGUAGCACAGGGUUUUAUAUAGACUGCACUCAGGAGCACACCGCAGAGGCCCAUUUCCUAAACAGCUGCUACGUGACCAGACAGGUAAUUCCAAUGUGCUUUGAGCCACAAAACAAACCGAGAAAACAACAAACACAAAAGGUAAACAGCAGACGAAUCAAAAGCCUCUGUGUAAUUUUCUUCAAAUUUUGCCAAAUUGCUACCAGUCAUUUGCUUUUGAUGAGCAAUAUACUCACAGCCAAGAGAGCAGUGAGGUCCCCACCACAGGGACCUCGAAUUCUCGACUCCAGGUAGCAGUUUGUUCAGUGAUCUUGAACAAGUGAUCCAAUUGCCUCUACGUUUUCCUCAGUUUCUCUAGCUGCAAAAUGGGGAUACUACUACUUACCUACCUCACAGUGGGAGGGCAGAGGAUUGUGAGGCCCUGAGGUUUGAAAUGGGCUGUGGCCAUCUGUGAGGACCAAGUUCUGCCAUGAAGUCCAUGGUUAUUUUUUCAACGCAGGGGUCCAUUGGCCUUUGAAGGAAGAUAGGGAGUCCUGUUGAUAUUCCAAAGCAUAAAGCUAGAGCCCCUGGAUUACUGCCCCCCUUAAGAGAGAGACUUGGAUUGAGGAAUACUUCACUUUUUAGCUCAGCCCCCUCCCCCGCCCCCUUAUUCUGGCCUUGACUGGUUCCAUGAUUUGAUUACAGGCCAGUGACUUCCUACAGAGUAAAAGUCAGUUUACUGUUGUCUAUUGAAGACUUAUGGGCCAUUUCCACCUUAGAGAGAGGAAGGGAGUCUCUAAGGUCUCCUCCUGCACAGACUCCUUACUUCUCACACUUCAGCUUCCACAUCGAGUGUUCCACGAAAAAAAGAGACGGCAUUCUGCGUGCAAACCCGUCAGGCUUCUUAAACUACACACCAGCAGUCAGUGAGGGGAACUUCCAACAAUUACUGAGUUGCUUUCUUGGGUCUCUAUAAUCAAUAACCCGUCUGCAGAUAUCUAUCUAUAUAAAGAUAUUAUAUAUAAAUAUAAAUUUACAUAUAUAUGCACAUGUAUAUAUAGUUGUACAUAUAUGUGUGUAUAUAUAUACUUAAAUGUAAUAUUUACAAAAUAAAACUGUGAUCUCGUCUAGAGAAAAUGUAUUCAUAUUACAAACUGCUCUUCCAUAUUUAUGUAUCAUAUUAUGCCUUUUUAUUAUUGUUAUAAUUAUUAUGGGUAUUUCUAAUUAUUAUGAUGUUGAAAUUUGGCACCUUCUGGAAGCUACCAAAAAAUGACUCCAUUGAAGUGCUUAAAAUCUGUUCUCAUGAGAAUUCUACUGGCCUACUGUAAAAAAAAAAAAAAAAAAA